AUGGACCUGGGGGGAACCUCUCAGCCUGUCGCAAGGGACUAUGGUGCAAUUGAUAAUGAGGAAGUGGCGCUACUACCUGGUGCUGUCGAUGAGCUCAAGCAAGGCAACAGAGAAUGGCAGCAAGACAACAUUCUCAAGUUGGAAGCGACCUAUUGGAAUCUCAUCAAGAACAACCGAGCCUACAGGCUCUACCAAAUCAGCUAUACCGCCACCCUCAUUGGAGAGUGGCUCACCUAUAUUGCUUGCAUCUCGCUCAUUGAACAGAUUCAAAGAGAGUCGUCGUCGCCAAUAGCAGUAGAAGAAAAUGGUACGGGCCAAUCCAGAACGGCCGUCAGUAUCUUCAUCGUUUGUACGGUCUUGCCGACAGUACUGGUCGCUCCAUUUGCCGGUGCGUGGGCAGACACUCAAGAUCGUCGACAAGCCAUGAUCUUUCUUAACUUGGUUGGCGCCAUCAUCCCAUCAUUCUACCUCUUGGCCAUGCAACUACAAUCCCUCUGGAUCCUAUACGUGACAACAUUUCUCAAGUAUACCGUGGCAGGAUUGCACGAACCCAACAUGUGGGCCAUGUUGCCACUGCUCGCCACAAACGAAGAUUUCUUGCAAAAGGCAACCACCCUCACAGAAUUAACCUGGUCGGUCGUGUACACUCUUUCCUCGGCGGCGGGAGGACUGGUCGUGGGAUGGUUUGGGUUUCGUACAUGUUUCCUUGUGGAUAGCACGUCAUACCUUUUCAGUGCUUUUCUUCUAUCGCGCAUUGGAGGCAACUGGAAGGCUUCGUCGGAGGGAGAGCCCCAGAAAGACAAUGAAUCUCCUUGGUGCACGGUCCAACGAAUGACGAUGGAAGGCAUUGCAUUCUUACAAUCCAAUCCCUGUGGAGCCUUUGUGAUGAUGAAAACAUCUGGGGCCAUCAUCUACGGGGCAUGUGAUGUUCUGGCAGUGGCUUUCAGCGAGGCUGACUAUGGCAACGGAAACGACACCAGAAGUGCCAGUGACAAUGCCGCACGGCUGGGGUAUCUGCUUGCUAGCGCUGGAGUGGGGUGCAUUGUGGGACCUCUGAUCUCGGAUCACUGCACUCGCAUGGACAUUCCCGCAUCCCACCAAAAGGCUUGCAUAUUGGGAAUGGGCGUGGCAGCGUUCAGCUGCAUCGCCAUGAGUGUCCCAUCCUUGUCUUAUUCCAUGGUCUGCUUGUGCACGGCAAUCCGGUCUGCGGGGGACAACAUUACUGCCAUUGACACUUCGCUGUUAGUCCAGAAAUAUUCUCCUCCAGGCAUGCUCGGACGUGUCACGUCUGUGCAAACGGCACUAGUGUACCUGUCGGAGGGACUCAUGGCAUGCAUUUGUGGGAUUCUCAUGGAUCGAUUCAAGCUCGAUGCUCACGAGGCGGCUUUGGUCACAGGGAUUCUCGGUGUUGCCAUAUUUGUGGCUUGGAUUGUAUUUCACAUUCUUGGAGGAGGUGCAAACAGGCCUAUUCAGGAAUUCCCCACUGGGCUUCAAGAGAAGACUGGCCUGUUGUCGGCGUCAGAUUCAUCUGUCGCAAAUUGCCAGCCGUGUUAG
Seminavis robusta is the source of this 1554-nucleotide messenger RNA. NCBI's taxonomy places the organism in Eukaryota, Bacillariophyta, Bacillariophyceae, Naviculales, Naviculaceae. The record is from the annotation of a GenBank genome assembly.